This is a messenger RNA of Carlito syrichta (Philippine tarsier), 2827 nucleotides long. It is a transcript of the gene TESPA1, whose product is annotated as thymocyte expressed, positive selection associated 1. The coding region runs from base 148 to 1686 and encodes 512 amino acids. The record is from RefSeq and is a predicted model, not a curated record. The transcript has 11 exons. Gene Ontology annotation, molecular function: signaling receptor binding. Lineage: Eukaryota; Metazoa; Chordata; Mammalia; Primates; Tarsiidae.
UAUGAUACUUUCUCGCUGUCCUUCCCUCUGUCUCCACACCUGGGAAGGCCACACCCCAGCUUGAGAACUGCUUUGCUUCAAACUCGACUCCACCAGUCAACAGGACAGUAUUUCUGUGGAGGGGGGCCCUGAAGUCUGAGCCAGGCCAUGGAGGCCUCUGUGCUGAGCCCCACGUCCUGGGAGAAACGGCGGGCCUGGCUGCGUCAGAGCCGUAACUGGCAGACCCAGGUCCUUGAAGAGGAGGCUGCAGCCGCAUUGCAGAGCGUCCCUGAUCCUGAGCCUUCUGGCCUGGAUGAUGUUUUCCAAGAAGCAAACCCAAUCAAUAAGAUUGAAGACUGGCUGCAGGACUGUGGAUACUCUGAAGAAGGACUUUCUGAGGAAGCAGGACAGUCGAUCUACAAUGGGUGUUCCAGCUUUGAAGAUGAUUUGACUCUCGGAGCAGAGGCCACACUGCUGGCCGCCAAUGGAAAACUCUUCUCCAGGAGUUUCCUGGAGGCAGCCAGGCCUUGCCAGCUACUCAAUCUUGGCUGCAGUUUGGCUUCCAGCAGCAUGACUGGGGGAACCAACAAGACUAGUUCAAGCAUCUCCGAGAUUCUGGACAAGGUGCAGGAAGAUGCAGAAGAUGUCCUCUUUAGUCUGGGCUUUGGCCAAGAGAACCAAAAAGGCACUUCACGGAUCCCUGCUCGAUUUUUCACCAACCCCUCCCAGGCCAAGGGCAUUGACUUCCAGCUCUUCCUGAAGGCCCAGGUGCGGAGGAUUGAGAUGGAGGACCCCUGCCUCAUGCUGGCCAGUAGGUUUAAACAAGUGCAAACAUUGGCUGUCACUGCUGAUGCCUUCUUCUGUCUCUACUCCUAUGUGUCUAAAACACCUAUCCAAAAGUUCACACCAUCCCACAUGUUCUGGAAUUGCAAUCCAACUGAUAUGCCAUCCAUCAGGAUUCUGUCCCCAGAGCCUGAACCCCACUCACCCAGAGAGCGUCUCCGGAAAGCCAUCUCCAAAAUGUGCCUUUACACGUGUCCCCGAAGUCGGCUACCAGUACCCCAGAACACCCCUAAAAGGAACAGUUUGGACCAAGUUGUAUGGGAAGUGAUGGACAGAGUGAGGGGAGAGAAGCAGGUACUCCAGCAAGACUCUGAGUUUGGGCAAGCCCCACAGGAAGAUCCUGUGCCCCCCAUUGAGAGUACAAAGCUGCCCCCUUCUCCCUCUCCAUGUGUUCUCUGUUCUAAAGAGGAAACACAGCAGGGGAUGUCUACAGAGCAAGCACCAGCACAAACUCUGCAUUCUAACCCUAAAGCCCCUUGUUGCACACAUUCUCUGCCCAGAGGAGAUGACCAGUGGAGCACAGACUCAGCACAGUUAAGGAAAGAGCUGUGGAGUCUACAGGCCACCAAUAUGGAAGUUCAUUCAGCCAAAGAUGAAACUUUCUGGAAAAGAAAGAGCAGAGCAAGAAAGAGUCUCUUCCAGAAUAAUCCUAUGGGCAGGAAGGUUAAGUCAUUGGACCUGUCUAUCACCCAGCAGAAAUGGAAGCAGAGCAUAGACAGACCAGAGCUGCAUCGAUUUUUAACCCAGCAAGACAUUUCUGACUUGGAGAAGAUGCAAAGCAACAGUGAAGAGGAGCAGAGCUACUGGCCCAGUAGAUCCAGAAACCUCCACCUCUAUCAGGCUUUUGCUGACAAAGACUCAUGAAAUCGUAUGUAUGCACUCAGUCACUGACUAAAGAGGUAACUGUCAGAAGGCAACAAUAUGUUCUACGUACUUUAAGAAGUUUAAGAUGGUUCCAGUUUCUGAUUUGGCUUGUAAGAAGCUGGAAGUCACCAUUUCAUCCAAACAAGUAAAAAGCUGAACAAACUGAAAAAAUCAUAACUCUUCUUAGACCCAUCAGAGAAGUGGGAUCACAACAAACCAUUUCCCCCCAAAUUAAAGAAACAGACAAGUAAAUACAGAGAUUCAUGAUUCGGAGAAAAACCCCAAAGCACAAACCCUCCCAAAAAACAGUGCCAUAGUAGAGAAAUCUGGACUAUCAUUGAUGCAUUGCUGGAUGAUCUCAAAAUGGACCAGUCUGAGUGAUGAAAACUCCAGAGGGACCCAGUUAUGGGGAGCUUCUUGCCUUUCUAGGUUUCACCUCUGGAAGCACAAUCAAAUUCUCAUGGCAAAGACUAAAAAAGUCCCAUGGUGUUUCCUGCAGGGGAAGGGGCAAAGAAUCAAUUUUGAAAUAUGCCAGAGCACUCUAGUCUUCCUAACAAAGUCUACCCUCAGGAAAAACUAGUUACCAAGAACCUAACCUACUGGGGUUUUAUCAAAGAUUAAUUGAUAAAGGGAAAGGAAAGCACCAGCUCCAGCCCACUCUAGCCAUCCUGUCCCACCUAAGGAGAAAGGAGGACUGAGAAGCAUAUGUCAAGUUUGCAAUCCAGAGACUCAGGUUCACUAGAAGACUGAGACCUAGACCUGGAACUAUGUAACACUACCCCACUGCUUACCACCAUAUUACUAAAGGUUUGUUUGUAUCAGUUCCUUUUACCCAGUACAUCAUGUUCAACUAUCAAGAAAAAAGUACAAGACAUGCUAAAAGGCAAAUACACAGCUUUGAAGAGACAGAGCAAGCAUCAAAACCAGACUCAGACAGGAAAGGGAUAUUAGAAUUAGCAGAGUUGGAAACUCAAAACAACUGUGAUUAAGAUGCUAAGAACUCUCAUGGAUAAAGACGGUAUGCAAAAGCAAAUAAGCAAUGUAGGCAGAGAGGCAGAGUCCAUCAUAUUUGGUGAUCUAUCACAGAAACAAAGAACAGAGUACCAUAUGUUCUCGCUCAUAAGCGGAACUUGAACAAUUA